Messenger RNA from Epithele typhae, 3183 nucleotides. RefSeq names its product FACT complex subunit SPT16. The record is from RefSeq and is a predicted model, not a curated record. The transcript is spliced from 18 exons. Gene Ontology annotation, cellular component: FACT complex. The coding region runs from base 1 to 3183 and encodes 1060 amino acids. Gene Ontology annotation, biological process: positive regulation of transcription elongation by RNA polymerase II; transcription elongation by RNA polymerase II. NCBI's taxonomy places the organism in Eukaryota, Fungi, Basidiomycota, Agaricomycetes, Polyporales, Epitheliaceae. Gene Ontology annotation, molecular function: nucleosome binding.
AUGUCCAAGAUCAAGCUGAACGCACCACUGUUCUCCAGACGGCUUCGCAAUGUUUACGACUCGUGGAACAAGUCUGCGUCUAACGACGAGUACAGCUCCAUUGCCGACGUUGACGCGUUGAUGCUUCUUGCUGGAGAUCCUGCCGGAGAGGAUGAGCCUAUUAGGAAGGGUAUGGCGUUCCAGACGUGGCUCCUUGGCUUCGAAUUUCCCUCGACCUUCCUCAUGUUUCAAAAGACGAAACUCUCCAUCCUCUGUUCGGCCUCCAAAUCCAAAAUCCUCUCUCAGCUUCAGAACGCAGAUUCUCCGGUGCCGAUCGAAUUUUUUGUCCAGGCGAAGGCGUCAGAACCCCCCACCGACGCCCUACCCCGGUUCCUCCAAGAAUACACUGCUCUCGAUCGCGUCGCUGCUCUCACCAAGGAGCAACACACCGGGAAAGUCGUGGACGAAUGGAACAAGGGGUUGGCUGAAGCCUCGAAGAAGCCCGCGGUAGUCGACAUGUCUCCUGCCGUCGCAUCUCUCCUUGCCGCGAAGGAUGAGGAUGAACUGAAAAUCAUCCGCACAGCGACUAGUAUCACUUCGACGUUGCUCGCACAUUAUGUUGCACCCAAGCUGGAAACAAUCCUGGAUCGUGAAGCCAAGAUCUCUCAUGAGGCAUUCGCCGCCCAGAUCGAGGGACGAAUUGGAUACAACGACAAGGGUCCCGACAUGAAGGUGUGGAGCAAGGGCCGUGGUCUGAACGAGGUAGAUUGGGCUUCUACCGAGUUCUGUUACCCUCCUAUCAUCCAAUCCCAGUCGUCGAGCAGCGGGUUUGACAUCAGUCCUAAUGCCGAAUCCACUGAGGACGAUAUCUCGCACAAAGGUGUGCUCCUUGUUGCGCUGGGCAUGCGCUACAAGAGCUACUGCGCGAACCUGGGUCGAAGCUUCAUUGUAGACCUUCCAAGGAACAAGAAUCCAUCUAUGGGCUUCUUGUCACGCUCCAGGCUGAGCUACUGCGCGGCUCAAGGAGGGUGCUGUCGCAAAGGAGCUCUACCACUUCGCGCAGUCUUAUUCAAGGAGAAGAAGCCUGAAUUAGAGACCAAACUUGCCAAGACUAUUGGUCAUGGCAUGGGCAUGGAAUUCCGUGAUGCGUCCUACGUCCUCUCACCUAAGAACAGUCGCAAGCUACGAGCAGGCAUGGUGUUCAACCUUGUACUGGGUUUCCCUGAACUGACGGAAGGUGGAAAGAAGUAUGCUCUCCAGUUGACUGAUACCGUCCUCAUCGGCUCGGACAAAGGGACUUGCCUCACCACUGGUCUGAAAUCUGUAAAGGACAACAUGUUCUUCCUGAGUCAAGCCGAGGACGAGGCACAGUCAUCCAAGGCACCGUCCAAAAAGGCGCCGAUGACAAAAGCCAACGGCAACGUGUCACCGGCCAAAAAUAAGACCGCCGGUGGCAAAGUCCUGCGCAACAAAACGCGGAGCGCCGCUCAAGAAGAGCUCGUUCAGUCGAUGGCGGCGAAGAUAGCCGACCACCAGAGGGAACUUCACACGCGUCUCCACGAGGAGGGCCUGUCUCGGUUCUCGGAAGGCGGUGGAGGAACUGGCGGCAAGGAAGGAAAGGGGUGGAAACGUUUCCAGAGCUAUAAGGGAGAAGCCGCCCUUCCACGUGAAGUCGAAAACUUGCGGAUUUUCGUUGACAGGAAGUCACAAACGGUUGUGCUCCCUAUCUACGGCUAUGCUGUGCCGUUCCAUAUCAAUACUAUCAAGAACGUCAGCAAGAACGAGGAAGCUGAGUUCACGCUCCUCCGCGUCAACUUCCAGACACCGGGACAGCUGGCCGGCAGGAAGGAAGACACUCCGUUUGAGGAUCCCGACGCCACCUUCAUUCGCUCCAUAACAUACCGCUCUACCGAUGGGAACCGUUUCGACUCUAUUUCGAAACAAAUCACGGAUCUCAAAAAGGAAGUCAACAAGCGGGAGCAGCAGAAGAAGGAGAUGGCUGACGUCAUCGAACAAGACACCCUCGUGGAGAUCAAAGGACGCCGUCCGACCAAACUGCCCGAAGUGUUUGUGCGACCGGCACUUGACGGAAAGCGGUUGCCGGGUGAGGUCGAGAUCCACUCGAAUGGUCUUCGAUACCAGUCACCCAUGGGGUCCCAGAAGAUCGACAUCCUCUUCAGCAAUGUGAAGCAUCUUUUCUUCCAACCGUGCGACCAUGAGCUUCUUGUUAUCAUCCACAUCCACCUUCGAGCUCCCAUCAUGAUUGGGAAAAAGAAGGCCCAUGAUGUACAAUUCUACCGUGAAGCGUCCGAUGUUCAGUUCGACGAGACGGGGAAUCGGAAGCGCAAGUACAGGUACGGCGAUGAAGAUGAACUCGAGCUUGAGCAGCAAGAGCGCAAGCGUCGACAGAUGCUCAACAAGGAAUUCAAGCUUUUCUCGGAGAAGAUUGCGGAAGCUGCGACGUCUUCAACCGGCGAGUCGCUUGAACCUGACAUUCCUUUCCGAGAGCUCUCGUUCGAGGGUGUGCCCUUCCGGACCAACGUACGGCUUCAGCCCACCACCGAGUGCCUUGUGCAUCUAUCCGACCCGCCCUUCCUCGUGGUCACUCUGUCAGACAUCGAGAUCGCGUCCCUGGAACGUGUGCAGUUCGGCCUCAAACAGUUCGACAUGGUCCUCAUCUUCAAGGACUUCACCAAGACGCCGCUGCACAUCAACUCAAUACCAACUGCACAGCUUGAUGACGUUAAAAAUUGGCUUGACUCCGUCGACAUCCCGCUCAGCGAGGGCCCGGUCAACCUGAACUGGGGUCCAAUCAUGAAAACGAUCAAUGAAGACCCCUAUGAUUUCUUCCAGAACGGCGGCUGGAGCUUCUUGGGUGGCGGUGGCGGGGACGAGAGUGACGCCGACGGUGCGUCAGACACCGAGUCGGAGUUCACCGCCGAAUCGAACGCCAGCGAAAGCUCGCAGAGCAGUGAAGACGGUAGCGACUACUUCGAGGAUGCGAGCGAUGACGAAGGUAGUGCCUCCGAUUUUGGGUCCGAGGGCAGCGAAGGCCAGGACUGGGACGAAUUGGAGAAGAGGGCUGCGAAAGAGGACAAGAAGCGCAUCGAGAAUGGCCGAGGACACGAGUCAGACGAUUCUGAUCGCCCUAAGAAGAAGAAGGCACCGGUCAAAGCCAAGGGCAAGACGAAUGGCAAACGGUGA